CAGGCUUUGAUAAUAGUUAGGAAAUACACAGACAAAGGCUGGCAUUCAGUUUUGGAUUUGGAAGUCUAGGAUUAAUACUUAUCUGUGCUGCGUUUUACUCACAUUUAUUGUGUUCAGGAGUCUUCUAAGGACUGUAUGAGGCAGAGCUGUUUGUGUGACUUGAAGAGCCAGCAAGCAGUCGGACUUUUCUUGGGCCUCUGCUGAAGCAGUGCUACGCAACAACUGCCCCACCUGCUGCUUGAGGGCUCUGGUUCCUACCCCCAGAUACAUCAUCUUUGGCGAUCUGGUUAAGAUGGGCACAAAUCCUGUUCUUGUAGUCCAUGGUGGAGCUUGGGCAAUACCAGAUGAGUUUGCUGAAAGAAGCAUCCUGGGAGUGAAAAAUGCAGUUAAGAGUGGCUUUGCAGUGUUGGAAAUGGGAGGAAGUUCAAUGAAGGCUGUUGAAAUUGCUGUGCAGGCCUUAGAAGAUGAUAUUGUGUUUGAUGCAGGUCAUGGUGCUGUACUGAAUGCUGAUGGUUAUGUGGAACUUGAUGCAAUCAUCAUGAAUGGAAAAACUCUUGCUGCUGGUGCAGUCUCCUGUAUCAGGAACAUUUCUAAUCCGGUGACGUUUGCUUGUUCAGUCUUGGAAAAGACACCUUAUGUGAUGCUCACUGGAACGGGUGCUAACCAGUUUGCUGAGAAGCUAGGCAUACCUCAAGUGCCUGUAGAAGAGUUAGUAACAGAUCAUGCCAAAGCUGAAUGGGAGCAAUACCGCAAAUACAAGCAGACUGUUAAAUCACUUUUUAACACAGAAUUGGUUCAUGACACAGUGGGUGCAGUUGCUAUAGACUGUGAAGGUAACAUGGCUUGUGCAACGUCAACUGGAGGCAUCACAAACAAAAUGGUUGGACGUGUUGGUGACACCCCAAUCAUAGGUUCAGGUGGCUAUGCUGACAACCUUGUUGGUGCUGUCUCUGCAACUGGUCAUGGAGAGUCCAUCAUGAAAGUCACUCUUGCAAGGCUUAUCCUCUUUCAUAUGGAACAAGGUAAAACUCCAGAGGAAGCUGCAGAUUCUUCUCUUCACUAUAUGGAGAAGAGAGUCCAUGGUCGGGGAGGAGUUAUAAUUGUCAGCAAAACUGGAGAAUGGACAGCACGAUUCACCACCAAGCGGAUGGCAUGGGCAGGCAUAAAGGAAGGAGUGUUAAUGUAUGGCCUAAAUCCAGGAGAAACAAUUCAAGAAAUAAUUAACCCCCCCAAAUAAACUUUUUUGGGGAGGGAAUUUUUACACUGGAUGUUAUUAGUUUGUGCUACAUGAUUCUUAAUGAAGGGUGUAUGUAUGCAUUUUUGGACUAACUUACUUCUUAUUCAAGAAGAUUCCUAAAAAAAUGACUUUAUUACCUUUAAUAAAGAUAGUUUUCCAAAGGCAUUGUAUUUGGUUAUUGCAGAACUUUGAGAAAAUGCUAAAUGCUACAUUGAGUCAGUGUUCCAUAGGAGUGGUGUUUCAUGCAAAAUUCAAUAUCUCAACUGUAGUGAACAAACAAACAAAAUGUGUAGGAUAUUCUAUGUUUCAGCUGCAACAUCCACAUCCAACUCGGGUAAUUUCAGUAAUGUGUGCAAGUUUUUUUCCUUUGCUCUCUAAAUGUAUCAUGUAUUCAUUGUUGUGCAUUUUUAGAAAAUUUUAAUGUAAUGGAAAAGUUGAGCUUUCCAUCAAGUUUAUCCAACUAAGUCUUAAUAGCAAUCCCACAAGUAUAUUUUAAUGUUUUGUGCUGAAUAUUUACCCCAAGAAUACAGAAAGCAGUGGAACUACUUUUAUGUCUUCCAAAAUAAGCUAUAGACUUUAUUUUCUUCUACAUUUGAAAGAUUGAAAUACCCUAUUUGUUAAACCACCUUUAUGGUCCUUUCAUUAAUUCCUCCCAAACCCAGUGAAACACGUUCUUUCAAGUAGACUGUCCCAAAUAAACCACUUUCUGGUAAAAACAGCAUUGCUCUCUUCAAGCAAUCAAAACAAGGUGGGAUUAAUGUUCCACAUAAUGUACAAAAUUCAGCGUUUAAAAAUCAGCUUCACACAUAUAAUUGCAUCAAUACCUCCUUAUAACAGAAACCUUCAUGAGAAAAAGAGCAAAGCACAGACUCUAUUUGUGCAAAGGAUUCAUCUCACAUAAAAUUUCCUUUUGGUCUGUGCAAUCUAUAUAUCUUCACAGCCUGCACUGCAGUUUUUUUUUUCACUGAAGAAUUAUCUGUCUUACUCAGUAAUGAGGUGCACUUUCACAAGUAUAUUGUAUAGAUUUUUGUAACAGUAUUUCAUUGGUUUUGUAAUCUUUUUUUCCUAAAAGCAGUCACCCUUUUACAGAAAUGUCCAAUACUUUGGACUACAGAAAUAUUAUGAGGCAUUCAAGUUUCUUCUAUGAUCCUCCAUACAGUAGAGUUUGAAAUGUUUCCAUAUCUUACUGGUUAUGGCUUGCCGCUCCAUGGAUGUUUUCCAUAAACACUGACAGAUAAGAUAAAAAAGAUACAUUUUGCUGCGAGUCUUGGAUCACCUAAAAAUAAAUUAGCAAUCAGAUGCUGUCGUUUGUACUUUAGGUUUUUUCCUAAAUUGAAUAGCUUUGAUGUCAGCUGCAGCAAUAUAGAGGUGACUUAUUCAAAUAAUCUUGGACAGUAGCAAAUUUAGCUUGUGAUAUUUUAUUUUUGCCACACCAACUUCAAAGAUAUUGAGGAGGUAAACAAUUGUGAGGUGCGCACACUGGCUGUGCACAACAAAGACACAUAACUUCAUUUUGUGCUCACUUUCAUACAAACUCUUUCCUAAAACAUUUUUCAGAAUUAAACAUGGUAAUACAAUUUUAAAAAAAUAGGUAUCGGCAGAGUGAAAUAAAUUAAGAGGUAUAGGUAAUGGAGAAAGAGAUGUUUUCAGUCAAGAAGUGAAAAGAGAAAGUAAGUGAACUCGAGAGAUAGUGAAGACUGCACCUAAAAGAAAGAGCUGCAGAGAGCUUUUCCACUAAGCAUAUCAAGAUUGGAUGGGAGAACAAAGGGAAGGUCAAUACUCAACAAGCUGGGAGGGGAACAGAAAAAGGCAAAGUUUAUGAGGUAGCAUCAGGACUGUGUGAACUGCUUGAAAUGAACCAACAAGUUUCUCAGAAUUUGCACUGGGUUGUGUUUGACUGUCAGUGGUUUGCUCAAAAAUAUCCUGUCAGGAGCUCACUGCUAGUCUAACAGUCUCCUAUCAGGGACUCCAGCAUCCACUAUAAAGUGUGUAGCAAAGAGUCCAGACAUCAGUGGCUAGAGGUGGGAUAGGGAGACAGGAAAUGUACUGAAAAAAGACAUAUUAACUAUGUUAAUGUUACACGUUCCCCCAGGCUGGAGGAGGUGCCUUAUGUUUUUCAGGUGUGACAAAGUUCCUGCUCUACCUUGGUGGGUCUUGCGCUUACUGACGGAUUUGCUCACCUCGGAGCUUUACGGCAGCCCUCAGCUUGGCCGUUUUUCUGAAUUCACAGUCCAGGUCUGUCAUAAAUAUAAAGGGAAGGGUAAACCCCUUUAAAAUCCCUCCUGGCCAGAGGAAAUCUCCUCUCACCUGUAAAGGGUUAAGAAGCUAAAGGUAACCUCGCUGGCACCUGACCAAAAUGACCAAUGGGGAGACAAGAUACUUUCAAAAGCUGGGAGGAGGGAGAGAAACAAAGGGGGUAUGUGUGUCUGUCUAUAUUCUGUCUUUGCUGGGGAUAGACCAGGGAUGGAGUCUUAGAACUUUUAGUAAGUAAUCUAGCUAGGUACGUGUUAGAUUAUGAUUCCUUUAAAUGGCUGAGAAAAGAAUUGUGCUGAAUAGAAUAACUAUUUCUGUCUGUGUAUCUUUUUGUAACUUAAGGUUUUGCCUACAGGGGUUCUCUAUGUUUUGAAUCUAAUUACCCUGUAAGGUAUCUACCAUCCUGAUUUUACAGGGGGGAUUUCUUAUUUCUAAUUACUUCUAUUUUUAUUAAAAGUCUUCUUGU
This is a messenger RNA of Chelonia mydas (Green sea turtle), 3956 nucleotides long. Its product is annotated as isoaspartyl peptidase/L-asparaginase. Bases 293 to 1237 code for a protein of 314 amino acids. The transcript is spliced from 8 exons. Lineage: Eukaryota; Metazoa; Chordata; Testudines; Cheloniidae. Gene Ontology annotation, molecular function: asparaginase activity. The record is from RefSeq and is a predicted model, not a curated record.